AUGGGUUCCUUGCUGGUUGCCAUAGUGCUGGUGCCCUUUGGCCCGUUCACCACACGUCUGGACAUGUCUGACCGCUCCUCGGUACCUGCAAGCCCCACAGCUGCCAGCAGGGGGAAAACGAGCCGCCACGGCCCGGCAGCCAUGAACCAGACUGUGCUGCACCAGUUCUGCUGCCCGGCCCCAGAGGCCCCCGAGGGGGAGUCCUCGGCCUGUGUCCCCAGCGACGACCUUCCUCCAGACUCACCCUCAGGUGAGGAGGGAAAGAGAGAGGGAGAAGGGGAGCUCCAGCCCCAGGUCCAACCCCAGCAGACUGAGCUCCAAGCCCAGCCCCAACCUGAACCCCAGCCUCAGCCUAAACCCGAGGGCACGAGUGUGGGCGAAACACAGCAGGAGGUCACCCCCGCAGCCUCCCGCUCACCAAGCGGAGGGGAACUCGAGCAGGAGGAGGGAGAACGAGGAGAUAAGGAGGAGGAGGAGAUAAAGCAGAAAGAGGUGGUGGAUUCGCAGCAGGAGCAGCAACAUGAGGGGAGGCAGCAGUAG
Messenger RNA from Oncorhynchus keta (chum salmon), 540 nucleotides. Its product is annotated as protein TsetseEP-like. Bases 1 to 540 code for a protein of 179 amino acids. NCBI's taxonomy places the organism in Eukaryota, Metazoa, Chordata, Actinopteri, Salmoniformes, Salmonidae. The record is from RefSeq and is a predicted model, not a curated record. The transcript has 4 exons.